AUGGCCGAUUGCCCCAGUGGAAGCUGCAGGGUACGAGUUCUCACCCGAGAACAAAAACGCCAGGAGUUCGCAUACGACCCCGCGGGUCCCCAGGAAACCUGGCAAGACUUCAAGUGGAGAAUACUCAACUUCACUCAGGAAUACAUUGAGCAUAAUUGGGACCUUCCAUUUGUUGAAGAGGGAUUGCACGACCUAUGGGACGAGCUCAUCCACGUAGCAAAAAGACACCCUGCUGACAGCGCUGAACAUGACCGACUUAUUACAUUGAUCCUAGAGGUUCGAGAGUGGGGGACCGUCACGCGCAAGAAAAAAGGCGCCUCUGCCGAUGAGGAGCCGGAACAGGUGAUCUUGCCCAAUGGACAGCGUUUGUGGGUUGAUAUCCCUUACCUUGUUCAGGAGUUUCAGGAUGCUUGGAUGAAGGAGUCCAUGGGAUAUACGGCAGCGCAGCGGGAGGGUCUGGCAGCGCUUACGGCUAGACUGUGUGCUGUUGGAGUUUAUCCUUCUGAGCUUAGUUGUUGUGCACUGUGGUUGUUCAAGGAGACAUUUGAAACGGAGAGGCCCUUGAUCCGGGUCGAGGGAGAGGGGAAUGCAACCAAUGCUUGUGUCCCCGUUGUUGAGCUUCUGCCCGCAUGUCAUGCGUGGUUGAAGUACAACAGCUUCAAGCUUGCGAUGUUCACAGCGACAAACCAUGACUACCCUCCUCCGUCUACGGGUGAUAGCGUCCAAGCUUCAACUGCACCGGGAGACCUUGUCCCCAAAUCCGAGUUUCCGUGCAGCGGCUUCAGCAUUCCCAGAUGGGUGUUCUGGAGGAGACGCUACAAACACUUUCAUCAUUGUGGAAACGAACAGAUCGCCAAGCUAGCCCGGGCUUGCUUUGAAGAGGCGAUGUUCAGAGGGACGAGGAUAGGUAUUGAGCUCCCUGGCGAGAAAUAUUUCUAA
Molecule: messenger RNA, 939 nt
Organism: Aspergillus oryzae RIB40
Lineage: Eukaryota; Fungi; Ascomycota; Eurotiomycetes; Eurotiales; Aspergillaceae
Product: DUF3632 domain-containing protein
Exons: 1
Coding region: 1-939 (312 amino acids)
Source: RefSeq, a predicted model, not a curated record